UGUUACUGAACCUGGUAUUAUUGUGGUGUUACUAACCCUGGUGUUACUGUGCUGUUACUGUGCUGUUACUGAACCCGGUGUUACUGAACCCGGUGUUACUGAACCUGGUGUUACUGAACCUGGUGUUACUGUGGUGUUACUGAGCCUGGUGUUACUUGUUAAUGAACCUGGUGUUACUAAACCUGGUGUUACUGAACCUGGUGUUAAUGAACCUGGUGUUACUGAACCUGGUGUUAAUGAACCUGGUGUUAAUGAACCUGGUGUUACCGAACCUGGUGUUAAUGAACCUGGUGUUACUGAACCUGGUGUUACUGAACCCAGUGUUAAUGAACCUGGUGUUACUGAACCUGGUGUUAAUGAACCUGGUGUUACUGAACCUGGUGUUACUAAACCUGGUGUUACUGAACCUGCAUACACAUGCAUGCUGGUAGUGUUCUCACGUGUCAGGUCAGGACAACAUAGUGUGGUGCAUGCUGGUAAGGGUGUAGGCAUGCUGUGUAUAUGCCUUCCUACUUCAUCUGUUCUCUCCUCCUCAGCCUUCCCCCAGUGGAUCAGCACGAUAAACGACAGCCAGUUAGACAGUGGAGAUCAGCUGCACUGGGAGUGCAAGGCCACAGGGAUCCCUAGACCCACCUACCGCUGGCUCCGCAAUGGAGAGUUGAUCACACCACAGAGCAGGGUGGAGAUGGUGAAUGGAGAGCUCAUCAUCCAGAAGGUCCAACAGGCUGACUCUGGGAUGUACCAGUGUGUCGCUGAGAACAAAUACGGAGCCAUCUACUGCCGUGCAGAACUCAAGAUCUUAG
Oncorhynchus keta (chum salmon) is the source of this 803-nucleotide messenger RNA. RefSeq names its product glutamine-rich protein 2-like. The transcript has 4 exons. Gene Ontology annotation, molecular function: cell-cell adhesion mediator activity. The annotation marks the transcript as partial. Lineage: Eukaryota; Metazoa; Chordata; Actinopteri; Salmoniformes; Salmonidae. Gene Ontology annotation, biological process: cell-cell adhesion; brain development. The record is from RefSeq and is a predicted model, not a curated record.